CUUGGUGGGAGAGAAUGAAAUCUGAUUUGCAACUAACAAUCAUGCUUUAUUUUGAGAAUAUUUACAAACUCACUGAAAGGGAAAUUAAAUAUUAACCAAAGACAAUGUCUGGAUUUUCCAGUAACUUAUCAACAAAUGACUCUAGCGUGUGGAAAGAAAAUAAUUCGACGAACCUUUUAAAUCCGCCAAGAACUUCAAAUAUCUAUCUUUUUUGCCUGACAUGUUUAAUGACUCUUACAGCCCUGGUGGGCAGCAUUUAUUCACUAGUCUCCCUGCUGAAAAUGCAGAACAGAACCAUUGUGUCCAUGCUUGUGGCUUCCUGGUCUGGGGAUGAUCUCAUGAGUGUCCUGUCGGUGACCAUCUUCAUGUUUUUGCAGUGGCCAAACGAGGACCCUGAUUACUUCCAGUCUCUGUGUACCACCUCUGCCUUACUGUAUUUAUGCCAGGGCCUCUCAAGCAACUUGAAGGCGACUCUCCUAGUCUCCUACAACUUUUACUCGAUGCGCAGGGCUGUGGGGAGCCAGGCAGCCUCCAGAAGAUCCGGCCAGGUGCUCGGCGUGGUGCUGACCGUGUGGGCAGCCAGUCUGCUGCUCUCCGCGCUCCCGCUGUGCGGCUGGGGCACCUUCGUGCGCACGCCUUGGGGUUGUCUGGCGGACUGCUCCAGCUCCUACGUGCUGCUCCUCUUCGUUGUGUACACUUCGGCUUUCGGACUCCUCGCUGGCCUCUCGGUUCCUCUCACUCACCAGUUAUUGUGUUCGGUGGAGCCGCCGAGACUCCACGCCAACUACCAGGAAAUUUCCCGCGGAGCUUCCACUCCUGGGACCCCUCCAAGCAGUGGGAGAGUGCUUUCCUUGUCCCCAGAUGAUGCUCCCGGCCCUGCGCCUCCGUGUUCUGGGGGAUGCUCUCUGAGCUCCGACACUGUAUUUGGACCGGGUCCACCAGCUGCCGCUGUGGUUGGAGCCUGGAGGCGGGAGAACCGGGGGACUCUCUAUGGCACCAGGAGCUUCACCGUGAGCGUAGCGCAGAAGCGCUUCUCUUUGAUCCUAGCGCUGACAAAAGUCAUCCUUUGGCUGCCCAUGAUGAUCCACAUGAUGGUUCAGUACGUGGUGGGGUUUCAGAGCCCUCCCUUCGAGACACUCAGCUUUCUACUAACCCUGCUGGCCACCACUGUAACCCCAGUGUUUGUCUUGUCCAAACGCUGGACCCACUUGCCCUGUGGCUGCAUCAUCAACUGUAAGCAGAACGCAUAUACAGUGGCAUCUGAUGGGGAAAAACCCAAGAGGAGAGGCUUUGAAUUCAGUCUAUCGUUCCAACGGAGUUAUGGGAUUUAUAAAAUAGCACGUGAAGAUUACUAUGAUGAUGAUGAAAAUUCUACAUCCUAUCACAAUCUCAUGAAUUCUGAAUGCAAAACUACAAAGGACUCUCAGAGAGACACUUGUAAUAUCUUCAAUGCCAUAAAAGUGGAAAUCAGCACCGCAUCCUCUCGGGACAGUUCCAUACUAAAAGGGAUCAACAAAUACACAAAUACUGAUAUUACAGAGACUAAGCAGGAGUGCCACAGUGAAAAGUGCGCUGAUCCACUGCUUUCUGAAAAAACAGGAGAUGUUAUUAACUAUGAAGAAACCACCUUUUUGGAAGGGCCAGAAAGAAGACUUUCUCAUGAGGAGAGUCAGAAACCAGAUCUUUCAGACUGGGAAUGGUGUAGAAGUAAAUCUGAAAGAACCCCUCGUCAGCGUUCUGGUGGUGCCCUUGCCAUUCCCUUGUGUGCAUUCCAGGGGACCGUGUCUCUCCAAGCACCUACGGGGAAAACCCUAUCUCUUUCUACCUAUGAGGUAAGUGCAGAAGGACAAAAAAUAACCCCAGCCUCUAAGAAAAUAGAAGUCUAUCGAUCCAAAAGUGUUGGCCAUGAACCGAACUCAGAAGAUUCUCCCUCUACAUUUGCGGACACCAGUGUGAAAAUACACUUGGAAGUUCUCGAAAUUUGUGAUAAUGAAGAAGCCUUGGACACUGUGUCAAUCAUUAGCAACAUCAGCCAGUCCUCUACACAGGUCAGAUCUCCAUCCCUACGCUACUCACGGAAAGAAAACAGAUUUGUUUCUUGUGAUUUAGGGGAAACAGCCUCAUACUCUCUCUUUUUACCCACGAGCAAUCCCGAUGGUGAUAUCAACAUCUCCAUUCCGGACACUGUUGAAGCACACAGGCAGAACAGUAAAAGGCAGCAUCAAGAAAAGGACGGCUACCAGGAGGAAAUCCAGCUGUUAAACAAAGCUUACAGAAAAAGAGAGGAAGAAAGCAAGGGUAACUAGUGAUCUUUUGGUCUAAUAAGGCAAGAAUGGGUCUGCAAGUUCAAACUGCUAAACUAACAAUUUGGUUCUGAGGCUAUUUGAUUUCCUUUAUUACUUGUUGGUUUACAUAAGCAUUACAGAUUUAGUAGUUAACGGUUUUUAGGGCAAGCAGCUGGAACUAGCAUAAACACUUAAGUGCUUUUGAUGUAUUACCUGUAGAUCACACACUGUGGUAAUUAAAAGAUUCAUUUCUUAUCUGAUUCCUAAAGCUGUUUUCUAGAUUAAAUAUCAGCCUCAUUUACUAAUGUUUUUGCCGGUUGGUCACCCUCAUAAAUUCAAUGAAUAUAUUGUUCACAUCUCAUGUUUCAACACAUAAUGCUGGCCUUUAUCAUAAGGGGUAAGAAGAUAUUUUGGGAAUGGAAGAAAUGUAGAAAAACUCUGAAUUGUAUUUAAAGAGACUUGCCUACAUGUGCCUAGCAAGACAAGCUUAUUACAGUUACUGCUUUAGAUUUACAACCAUGUCUAGGAAAUAUAUUUUCAUGUAAAAUGGCAAACUAGCUAGCUUCCAACUUUGAAACAUGCAUGCCCAUACUCUGUAAAUAGUUGUUUCCUUCAUUUCUGUAAAGUUCAAAUUGCUUACUAAAUGUUCUUCUUCCUUUCUCUCUUAAAUGUAAGUAUUCUCCUUUCAUCUUUUCAUUAUGUCAAGACUUCCCUUGAAACAAAAUAUUGUGUUACAAGUGGAAUUAGUAAUCCAUAACUCAAACAUUAUUGUAAAUGUUUUAAAUGUACACAUUAUCAUUUCUAGAAUUGUUUUAUUUGAAUGGAAAUUGGGGAAAAGCACUUCCAGAUUAAGUUCUGUGAGGUAUGCUCAAUUAGAUUAACAAAGUUUUGGGUAAAGCAGAGGAAAAUCCACUAAGUAAAAAAAUAAAAGUAUGUUUCUAAAGCUGCAGAUUUGGCAAACUUUUUUUUUUUUUUAAUUUUAUUUAUUUACUUGACAGAGAGAGAGAAAG
Zalophus californianus (California sea lion) is the source of this 3295-nucleotide messenger RNA. RefSeq names its product G protein-coupled receptor 149 (gene GPR149). Gene Ontology annotation, molecular function: G protein-coupled receptor activity; neuropeptide binding. The transcript has 5 exons. The record is from RefSeq and is a predicted model, not a curated record. Gene Ontology annotation, biological process: neuropeptide signaling pathway. Gene Ontology annotation, cellular component: membrane; neuron projection. The coding region runs from base 105 to 2306 and encodes 733 amino acids. Lineage: Eukaryota; Metazoa; Chordata; Mammalia; Carnivora; Otariidae.